AUGUUCGCAUUACUCACUUUACUGAGUUAUGCAUACGUAGCGAUGGAUGUUGGUAGCGAAUAUGUCAAGAUUGCUGAGCCAACCAUCAAGGGCAUUCCAAAAAUGCGUUUUGAUCCAAAUGGCAAAAAUUGGAGAGCCGCAAUUGCCAUCAGAAAGCCAGAAUUAAUACUCAACUUCACAUUAGACAAUUCAACUGAGAAAGCCGGCAUUAGAUAUGGAAAUAGUGCACUUUCAAUCCUCAAACAUAAGCCAUACAAUGGUUUCGAGUUUAUUUUCCGUGCAUUAGGACGUAUUCUUUCUCCAUUCGUCACCAUGUUCAAUACCACUCCAGCUGAAAUGGCUUCUGUUUGGAUUCAAAACAUUGCCAACCAAUAUUUGAACAAGGAAGCAAUUUGCUUUGCAGUUCCUCAAUAUUGGACAACACACCAACGUAGAGUUCUUACAUCUGCUGUGAAAAACUCAAAUAUUCAACUCGAUAACAUUAUCGAUGAUACUGAGGCUGUUGUUGCUCAUUAUGCGGCCACAAAGUACACAACAUUCGUCGAAUCCCAGAAGAAUGUUCUUUUCGUCGAUAUUGGCGCGACAUCUGUUAAAGCUUACGGAUUUACAUUCCAAUAUGAUACAAAUCACAUGUAUGCUAACCAAUCAUCCUACAACUACACAGAGCUUUCCGGAAGCUAUUACUUUGCCGAAGCCAUUUCCCAGGCAAAGAAUAUCUCAAUGAACAAAGCUCGCAAGAUUCUCAACCAGCCAACCUCUGCUUCUUAUAUCAAAUUGAUUGAGGAGCCAAUUUCCAUUAUGGAAGCUACAAUCGAGUCCGUUGCUAAGGAAUUCAAAGCUAAAUUACAAGAAUAUCCAAUUGGCGAGAAUUCACGCGAAAUCGAUGAAGUUCAAGUCAUUGGUGGUGCUUCUCGCUUUGAUUUCAUCAACAACGUUGUCUCAAAGGCUUCAGGAGUUAAAACAAUUCUCCAUGAGUUCAAUCCAUCCGAAAUGAUUGCUAUCGGUGUCGUUUACUAUCGUUCCAUGUUCGAGGAGAUCAUCCCAAUCCCACGUGUUAUUGUUAAUAAGAUGCAAAUCAGAGAUGUCGAACUUGCUGCCGACCAAACACACGUUAAAUACUGCACAAGAGGCAGUGGAUGCCUUCCAGAGCUCAUUGUCAACACUUCCAAGUGCGAAUUAGUUGAUGUCGUAAUUCCACCUGAAUAUUGCCCAGAAGGAGUCUAUCCAUACGAAAUGCGUUUGAAGCUUACCAAUCAGAACACAUUUAAGACACCACUCUUCGGCAAAGCAUAUGGAAAAUUCACAAUGAACCCACCUUAUCCAGAAGUUUCCAACAUUGAAUGGUGCCUCCACGGAAAGGAUGAUUCCUGCAAGUACAUGACAGCCGAUAGAAACGAGGACUUCCCUUAUUUCUCAAGACAAUCAAUUAAUUUCACAAUUGUUGCUCUUAAUGAGAUUGAUGCUGAAUCGAAGCGCCGCCAUGAGGUAAACAAGGUCAUUGAAUUCAUUUCCAACGUAAAGAACCAACUUGAAAUGGAUCUUGACGCUAAAGGACUUACAAUUGAAUCUCUUCCACAAGAUUUGUACUCCGGAUUCAAGAAAUACGUCUUAGCAAUGGAGGAUGGAUCAAUUACACAGCGUUCUAUCUCUUCUUUACAAGACGCUUUGACUGACCUCAAGAUCAGCACUAAAUACCUUCUCGAAGCUGUUCAAAAGAUGAAGAACCACAGAAAACCAAAGAAGGACGACAUUUUCGAGGAUUUGAAGUCUGAUAUUGAAGGAGAAACAAAGGAAGAGGAAAAACCAAAGGAAGAGGAAAAGCCAAAGGAAGAGGAGAAGAAGGAAGAAGAGAAGCCAAAGGAGGAAGCUAAGACGGAUUUAUAA
Molecule: messenger RNA, 1884 nt
Organism: Trichomonas vaginalis G3
Lineage: Eukaryota; Parabasalia; Trichomonadida; Trichomonadidae
Product: ATP binding
Exons: 1
Coding region: 1-1884 (627 amino acids)
Biological process (GO): protein folding
Cellular component (GO): cytosol; nucleus
Molecular function (GO): ATP binding; ATP-dependent protein folding chaperone
Source: RefSeq, a predicted model, not a curated record